Molecule: messenger RNA, 488 nt
Organism: Rattus rattus (black rat)
Lineage: Eukaryota; Metazoa; Chordata; Mammalia; Rodentia; Muridae
Product: acyl-CoA-binding protein-like
Exons: 1
Coding region: 56-331 (91 amino acids)
Biological process (GO): fatty acid metabolic process
Cellular component (GO): mitochondrion
Molecular function (GO): fatty-acyl-CoA binding
Source: RefSeq, a predicted model, not a curated record
GCUGCCCUCUUCUGAGCUUGCUCCCGUGCUUCAGCAUCCAGGUCACCUCGCCAGUAUGUCUCAGGCUGAAUUUGACAAAGCUGCUGAGGAAGUGAAGUGCCUCAAGACUCAGCCAAUGGAUGAAGAGAUGCUGUUCAUCUACAGCCACUUCAAACAAGCUACUGUGGGUGACGUAAAUACAGAUAGGCCUGGGCUGUUGGACCUCAAGGGCAAAGCCAAGUGGGACUCAUGGAACAAGCUGAAAGGGACUUCCAAGGAAAAUGCCAUGAAGACCUAUGUGGAAAAGGGUAGAAGAGCUAAAGAAGAAAUAUGGAAUAUGGAAUAUAAAUGACCAGAUUUGGUGGCCAGCCACAUGUGGGACAUAAUGCCUUAGUUUUUUUCUAAUACAGUGAUGAUAUGGCUCUCAUAUGUUAGGGCCAGAGUUAAUUACUGCUCCUCCUCCCUGUGGAGUUUUUACCUGAAAUCAAUUAAAAGUAUGUUUGUUACUC